Tetrapisispora phaffii CBS 4417 is the source of this 489-nucleotide messenger RNA. RefSeq lists its product as uncharacterized. NCBI's taxonomy places the organism in Eukaryota, Fungi, Ascomycota, Saccharomycetes, Saccharomycetales, Saccharomycetaceae. Gene Ontology annotation, biological process: regulation of translational initiation. The transcript has a single exon. Gene Ontology annotation, cellular component: cytoplasm. The record is from RefSeq and is a predicted model, not a curated record. Bases 1 to 489 code for a protein of 162 amino acids.
AUGAUCAAUUGGAAUGAAUCUGAAAUAUUAGUUGAUAGAAAAUCAAAAUUUCAAGCUAGAUGUUGUCCAAUAAAAAAUCAAAAUGAAAUAGAACCGAUUCUAUCUAACCUUCUCGCUCUCAAUAAGUCAGUAGCUAAAGCAAGCCAUCCUUAUAUGUAUGCUUGGAGGACUGCAGAUAUAGUCACUCAAAAUGAUUCGAAGAAUUCAAAUAGCAACAAUAAAAGUAAUAAAAGCAAUAAAAGUAAUUCUAAAAAAACAAAAGAUCUUAUUUUGCCAACUACUUAUAAGAAUGUCCAACAAGGUUGUACUGAUGGGGGUGAAUCUGGUGCAGGCCAACGACUGUUGACACUACUGGAGAGAUCGAAUGUUAUAAAUGCGUUUGUUAUAGUUACUCGAUGGUAUGGUGGUACUCCAUUAGGUUCUGCAAGGUUCAGGCAUAUUUCAACAACGGCAGUUGAAAGUUUAAAAAAGGCAAAAUUCUUAUUGUGA